CAUGCUUUGAUCUUCCACUCAUCAGUUUUAGCUACUGUUACUUAUGCUGCUUCAUCAAUAACCACAUCACCUUUUAUUCUUUGAUUUUCCUUAUCUUUGAUUUCCCUCACUUGAUUCCACUCUUUUUCAGUUUCCCCUUCAAAUCUCCACUUGGAAUCAUAGAGGAAGAACAACCAAAAAACAAAAUGUUGUGGAAUAGGUUCACCCCGUCAAAAGUACAAUCUCAUAAAGACAAAAACUACUAGAAGAAGGUGAUGCAAGAAGAGCAGGAAAGGAUUGAGUUGGUGUUGGUUGGGCAUCAAAUGGAUCUUAGGAUGUCGGGUCAUCAGAGUUUGGUUAGAGUUUGGUUAGAUCUUGGUACCGAUUGUAGGGGCUGGUGGCCUCUGCUGGCGGUGGCUGCUGGCGGUGGCUAAGGAUAGUUAAUGGUGCCAUGGUGAUAAUCGCAAUGAGGAUGGUUCAGUCCUUCAGGUGGGGACUUUGUGACAAUGGGAUGAGGGAAUGGUGGGUUAUGUUUGGAAGCCAGGAUGGGGCCAAGACACGUGUGGCAUGAUUGCAUCAUCAAAGAAGGUAGGGCUGUGUGCUGAGGUUUAGAACUUAGAAGUAAAAGCUAAUUAUUGGAACAAUAGCAGGACUACUAGAACCUUAUCUUUAGUAGGGUUUUAAUUUUAGUCUAUCUAUUUAUUUUGUUUUCAAUUUAGUCCCUUAAGUUUGGUUUUGGGCUAUUUAGUCUUUAGGUCCUUUGCCCGACAAGGAUGAGAGACCAUGUGAGUUUUGGCAUUAGGUUAAUAAUUCUCUCAGGUUAAGGUCACUAAGGUUUGCUCUAUUAGGAGUUUUUGUGUUCGACCAUGAUUUUGCUCG
Molecule: messenger RNA, 858 nt
Organism: Rubroshorea leprosula
Lineage: Eukaryota; Viridiplantae; Streptophyta; Magnoliopsida; Malvales; Dipterocarpaceae
Source: the annotation of a GenBank genome assembly